AUGAACACGCACUCCGACCGAGUGAUCCGCCGACUGCGUCGCGGAGUAGGUCCUCGUCGGCAGAGCCGACACAACGAAGAGAGAGCGUUCGGAGAGAUGAAGGUGAGUCGCGGAGAUGCGCGCGUCGCUCUCUCGCACCAGACUGCGCUUGAGAAGAAGGUCUCGGAGCUCGUUGCCGCCGCCGCCAACUCAACAGGUGAGAUUGCAAACCUCCGCGAGACUCUCAGUGAGAUCCAGACGGCCGUACAGGGACUAGGACAACACUUCUUUAACUCGCUCGACGGAAGCUUCUUCGCUGAGAGAGAGCCCUCCGCCCUUGCCGAGAAAGUGUUUGGCACGCCGGAAAUUCUCGAGAACAUUCUGCUCCGUCUGCAACCCUGGGAGAUCCUCCGCGCAAUGCGAGUCGGCAAAUCGUGGCACGCGAACAUCGAGCACUCCGUCAAACUCCAACGCAGACUCUCGCUCAGAGUCGAAACCAUUCCCGGACGUCUCUGCAUACCAUUCCAGAGCAUGGUGCUUCCUGGCCUGGCCUUCGAAACAGAGCUGAUCAUGCCAGCGCCGGGAUUGAGCGGCUACCGCGUUCUGCUCAACAUCUGCUCCACCACCAACGUCACGAUGGGCGAUCGGAUUCGCCAAAUGCACAUCAGCAAUUCUUACCUCGCCAAAGUCCACCUCCAGCCAGCCUGCUGCGGCGGCAGCACUGUGCGACCCCAAUGUGUCGACAACGCAACGGGCGUACGUCUAGGAGAGCUCAUGGACGCCUGCAGAGAAUUACGGAAGCAGCACUGGGAAUGCUUCAAGGCUGCACCGCAUUGCCAGCGAGCCAACGGCAAUGUUAACAUGACCAUAAACUGCUGGACUGGAACGACCGUAACGUACAAUGACCCAAUGGCGAUCGAGGGAAGGGCCUGGGAUUCAGCAGAACAAGCAGCUCGCGCACGAGACCAAGUUAUGGCGCAGUACUUCUGGCUGAAGCGGAACAUCCACGGACGAGCUCCGCUGUGCCCAAUACCGACUAUGCUGCAAGCUAGAGCCUACAACUUCGAUCCCGUUGCCUGGAUUGCGAACAACCCAUAG
Messenger RNA from Zymoseptoria tritici IPO323, 1077 nucleotides. RefSeq lists its product as uncharacterized. NCBI's taxonomy places the organism in Eukaryota, Fungi, Ascomycota, Dothideomycetes, Mycosphaerellales, Mycosphaerellaceae. The transcript has 2 exons. The coding region runs from base 1 to 1077 and encodes 358 amino acids. Gene Ontology annotation, molecular function: protein binding. The record is from RefSeq and is a predicted model, not a curated record.